AUGCUACCACCUCCGGGUCUUGAAGGAAUGGUGAAGCCAGGAAAUGUUCUUAGACUGAAGAAAGCCAUCUAUGGAUUGAAACAAUUACCUAGAGCAUGGUACAAUAAGCUAAGCACAACACUGAAUGGUAGAGGCUUCAGGAAGUCUGAGCUUGAUCACACCCUCUUUACCCUCAAUACUCCAUCAGGAAUCAUUGUUUUGCUUGUGUAUGUGGAUGACAUCAUCAUAACAGGCAGUGAUAAGGAAGGAAUCCGAGCCACCAAGGAGUUUCUGAAAUCAGUAUUUGAUAUAAAGGAUUUGGGAGAGAUGAAGUACUUUCUUGGGAUUGAGCUGUGCAGAUCCAAGGAAGGGUUAUUCAUCUCUCAAAGGAAGUAUGCAUUGGAUCUCUUGAAGGAUGCUGGUGCGUAUGGAGGGAGACCAUCCAAGAUGCCCAUGGAAGAUGGGUACAAGGUUCCACGUGAGGGGGAGAUUGAAAACAGCAAGCUGUUCUAUGAUCCAAAGUUGUAUAGGAAGCUUGUGGGGAAGCUGAUAUACUUGACUAUCACCAGGCCAGACAUAUGCUUUGCUGUUAACCAAGUAAGCCAGCAUAUGCAAGCUCCACGAGAGCAUCACUGGCGCAUGGUGGAGAGAGUUCUCAUGUACCUGAAUGGAACUCAAGUGCAUGGUAUAUGGAUGGGAGUCAAUAAGAGCACUGAAGUUGUGGGUUAUUGUGAUGCUGAUUGGGCUGGAGAUAGAGCAGAUAGAAGGUCUACAACAGGCUAUUGCACCUUCAUUGGUGGAAACAUGGUUACUUGGAAGAGUAAGUAUCAUGCUCUAGUGCUGAAGCUGAGUAUAGUGCUAUGCUAA
Molecule: messenger RNA, 846 nt
Organism: Brassica oleracea var. oleracea
Lineage: Eukaryota; Viridiplantae; Streptophyta; Magnoliopsida; Brassicales; Brassicaceae
Exons: 1
Coding region: 1-846 (281 amino acids)
Source: RefSeq, a predicted model, not a curated record